AUCAACACCGCGCUUGCUCACACGGAUACACACGCAACCAGCAGCGGCGUCUGUUUGGGCUCAAACUAACGUGUUCCUCUACUUUGUAUGUGUGUGUAUGUGUGUGAGAGUGUGAGAGUGUGUGAACGGUAUUGACGUUAAAGUUACACAUAAUACAAAACGGCCAUGUUAGCGAUGUUUCGGGGACCGGACCGCGGUCGGAGAGCCGACCGGAGGAUGUAACGGCAGCUCCAGAGCCGUUGGGACUGCACGAGACAGCCUCGGUGUGAAUACAAAAGGAACCGCCGAGGAGAAGAGACGAUGGUGGGGAGAGCGGCGGCGGCGGCGGCGGCGGCAGGGGGAGCGGGUUUCUCAUCCACACGAGUUUCAGCUCUCUGAAAUCACUAUUAACUUUUGUAAACUGGUUGGGGGAGUUUUAAAAACAAAGAAAAUCCUCCAGCAUGUCGGAUCCAAGUCACUGGUCUGCGGUGCCGAGCCAGAAUAAGUCCCAUUUUGUUCCGGGAGCGUUGCUGAAGCGUUCAAAAAGCUGUCGCAGCAGCAACAGGAAGAGCCUCGGUGUCGGAACGCCAUCACCCACGCUGUCCCGGCCGCUCUCCCCGCUCUCACUCCACACUGCCGCGAGCAGCCCUCUAGACAGCCCUCGAAAUGUGUCGACCAGUGCCUGCCUCAACUUUCCGUUUGCCCGAAGUCACCUGGCUCGCGCCGACAGGGCUGAGGGCCGGAGAUGGUCCCUGGCAUCUCUCCCCUCGUCUGGCUAUGGAACCAACCCGCCAAGCUCCACUGUCUCAUCCUCCUCGUCCUCCCAGGAGCGCCUUCACCAGCUUCCCUACCAGCCGACACAAGAUGAGCUGCACUUCCUCUUCAAACACUUCCGCAGCACAGACAGCAUGACUGAUGAGGACGGACGGCCCUCAACGGUCAUACGACCUCGUUCUCGCAGCCUCAGCCCCGGGCGAUCGAGUGUCUCCUUUGAUAAUGAGAUUGUCAUGAUGAACCAUGUUUACAGAGAACGUUUUCCAAAGGCCACAGCCCAGAUGGAGGAGCGCUUGUUGGAGAUUAUCACCCACUGCUCUCCAGACAGCUCCCUCCCGUUGGCUGACGGGCUGCUGGGCUUCAUCCAGCACCAGUUAGUCGAGCUGGUCAGAGACUGUCUGGACAAGUCCCAGAAAGGCCUGGUUACUUCCCCCUACUUCGCUGAGCUGCAGGAGAAGCUGGAUAAGCUGCUUCAUGAGGCCUACGACCGCUCUGAAAGCGAGGAGGUAACCGUCAUCAUCCAGCUGGUGAGGAAGAUCCUCAUCAUAAUCUCUCGGCCCGCUCGCCUCCUGGAGUGUCUGGAGUUUGACCCAGAAGAGUUUUAUCACUUGCUUGAGGCAGCAGAGGGUCAUGCCAAAGUCGGCCGGGGAAUCAAGACGGACAUCCCACGGUACAUCAUCAGCCAGCUGGGUCUGACACGAGACCCAUUAGAAGACAUGGUACAGCUUGAACAUUAUGAUCACAGUCCGUCAGUGCCCGUGGAACCUGAUGCUAAUGUGGAGAAUAAAGCCCCACAGACGCUGACACCAACUCGAAGGAAACCUCUUGAGAGUGACUUUGAAACAAUCAAACUCAUCAGUAAUGGAGCUUAUGGGGCUGUAUACCUGGUCCGCCACAAGGAGACACGCCAACGGUUUGCCAUGAAAAAGAUAAAUCGUCAGAACCUGGUCCUGAGGAACCAGAUCCAGCAGGCUUUUGUUGAGCGGGACAUCCUAACUUUUGCUGAGAACCCCUUUGUUGUCUCCAUGUUCUGCUCUUUUGAGACGCGACGACACCUCUGCAUGGUCAUGGAGUAUGUGGAAGGUGGAGAUUGUGCCAACCUGCUCAAGAACAUGGGCCCAUUGCCUGUAGAAAUGACAAGGAUGUACUUUGCUGAAACAGUCCUUGCCCUGGAGUACCUUCACAACUAUGGCAUAGUGCACCGGGAUCUCAAACCUGACAAUUUGUUGAUUACAUCCAUGGGCCACAUCAAGCUGACGGACUUUGGCCUGUCUAAAAUCGGCCUGAUGAACAUGACCACCAACCUGUACGAGGGUCACAUGGAGAAAGACACAAGAGAGUUUGUUGACAAACAGGUGUGUGGCACUCCAGAGUACAUCGCCCCAGAGGUGAUCCUCAGGCAGGGCUAUGGAAAGCCAGUGGACUGGUGGGCGAUGGGGAUCAUACUCUAUGAAUUCCUGGUCGGAUGUGUUCCGUUCUUUGGAGACACACCUGAAGAGCUUUUUGGACAAGUUGUCAGUGAUGAAAUCAUAUGGCCAGAAGGAGACGAUGCCUUACCUUCUGAUGCCCAGGACCUGAUCACCCGCUUGCUCAGACAGAGUCCUUUAGACCGACUGGGAACUGGUGGCGCCUCAGAGGUCAAACAGCACCCCUUCUUUCUGGGUUUUGACUGGAAUGGACUCCUGAGGCAGAAAGCUGAAUUCAUCCCUCAGUUGGAGGCGGAGGACGACACCAGUUACUUUGACACUCGUUCAGAGCGUUACCAUCAUUUGGCAUCUGACGAGGAUGAGGAAACAAAUGAUGAAGAGUCUUCCUUGGAAAUCAAACAGUUUUCUUCCUGGUCGCAUCGCUUCAGCAAGGUUUACAGCAGCACAGAACAUCUGGCGACACCGUCGAACCUGAGUUUCUCCUCUGACCGCAGCCACAGUGAGGACAAGGAGGACCGCGGGGACAUAGGAGGACUCAGUCCUUCCCCGAGCCCAGCAGAGGGCAGCGUGGAGCGCAGGCAUGCUGGACGUAUGGCCAGCCUUCGCCCUCGGGCCUCUUCCAGCUCCUCCCAGUCUGAGAGGAGCACCAGUCCUCUGGUGAUGAGCAGCACCCAUAGCCUGGAGACGAUGCCCCGCUUUGCCCUCUCCACGGAUGAUGAAGCUGAGGUGGUUGUGUCAAACCUUCGGAGGAUCAGGAUUCGAAGCAACAGCACUGGGGCUAAACACUCCUCCCCCAAGGACCCAGCCGGCCCUCGACGCUUCGGUAACCAGCUGGAGACACCGGACCGACAGAGGCUUCCCUGCGGAGGGAAGGUUCCCAAGUCAGCCUCUGUCUCAGCCCUGUCUCUCAUCAUCACUACAGAUGACUCGCCCGGUGGCCUCCAGCCCAGUCCCAUCUCCCCACGCUCCCUGUCCUCCAACCCUUCGUCCCGCGACUCCUCCCCCAGCCGGGACCUGUCGCUCAGCCCCGGCAGCCUGAGGCCUCCCAUUGUCAUCCACACCUCAGGGAAGAAGUAUGGCUUCACCCUGCAGGCAAUCCGAGUCUACAUGGGCGACAGUGACGUCUACACAGUGCAUCACAUGGUGUCGAGUGUGGAGGAGGGCAGUCCGGCUCACCAGGCUGGUCUCUGCACUGGAGACCUUAUCACCCACGUGAAUGGAGAGUCUGUCCAAGGCCUGGUCCACCCUGAGAUGAUAGAAUUACUACUGAAGAGUGGCAGCAAGGUGGCGCUUCAGACCAUAGCACUUGAGAACACGUCAAUCAAAGUGGGUCCUGCUCGAAAGACCAAACACAAAGGCAAGAUGGCUCGUCGCAGCAAGAAGAGCAAGAGGAGAGAUAAUUACGACAGGCGAAGAAGCAUUUUGAAGAAGUUGUCCAAGCAGAGCACAGUGAUGCACAGCAGUCGCAGCUUCUCCUCAGGUCUCCACCACUCAGUUUCUUCUAGCGAGAGUCUACCAGGCUCCCCGACACACAGCCUGUCUCCCGGCCCCUCCACACCCUGCCGGAGCCCAGCUCCCGACCAUCAGGCCUUUGACAAUAACUCCCCUCAGAGCACAUCUCCUUGCUCCAGCUCUCCCAGUUCUCCCGCUGCACACAUCCGGCCCAGCUCUCUCCACGGCCUGGGCUCCAAACUCAGCACGCAGCGCUACACCAAGGUGGGCCGCCGGAAGUCAACCAGCAACAUCCCCCCCUCACCCCUGGCCUGCAACUCCUCCUCAUCUUCCACCCAGCCUCUCUCUCCACAGCGCUCUCCUUCUCCGCUCUCAGGCUUCGCCAAAACCCUUCACACUUACCAUGGCAAAACCCUGUCCCCACCCACAAUCGUCAGACACAUUGUCCGGCCCCGCAGCGCUGAGCCACCUCGAUCUCCUCUGCUGAAGAGGGUACAGUCAGCUGAGAAGCUGUCUGGUGUGUAUCAUGCUGAUAAGAAGUCGUACGCCCCCCGCAGGCACACGCUGGAAGUGCCGUUUUACGGUGAGGGUGACCUGCUGGGUGACUCGGAGGCAGACGGUGCCUGCGGAAGCUCCUACAUUGGGGCUGAUCACAGCAGGCUCGGGGGAUACAUUUGCAGCCAGAGGAUGAGGGACUCUGGGAUUGAACGAUCAGAGCAGCUGGUCGUGAUGCGAAAGCUCAACCUAUCAGAGCGGCGGGACUCCUUUAAGAAACAGGAGGCGGUGCAGGAGGUGAGCUUUGACGAGCCAGAGGAGAAAACCAGCACCACGGUCACAGUGACCACCACAGCUGCAGGAGCCCAAACACAACAUCAGCAGCAGCAGCACAGGAUGGCCUGGAUGCUCACUAGACCACAAACCAGCGAGGAGGUGGAGCUGGAAGUGCCGGUGGUGAGGAGGUUCACACUGGUGCCCCAGAUUGCUGUACAGGGCUCAACAGAGAGCGAGCAGGAUGAGUGGGAGCCGUGUUCAGAUGGAGAAGAAACCAACGAGAUAGCUGAGCUGGAGGUGAGCGUCCCUACAUCUCAACAGGUGGGACGUCCUGUCUGCAGUCAGGCAUCAGAAAUCGUCUCUACUGGUCCUCAGGCUGGACCAUCAACAAAGAAGCCUGCAUGCAGAGAGGAAAAUCCACAAAAAGGCCAUCUGAGAAAGUGACAACUUGCCACUGCACUCAUUUUAAACUGCUCAUAUCUUUUCUUUCAAGUCUGUCAAAAAGUUGUAAACUCAUUUACAAACUUGUCUGGCUGAGAGCGUGUGGGAGAAGAUUUUACUUGAAUUUUGUAAUUGUAAAUAUUUGACUCAAGGCAUUGCAGAUGUUCUGGUCUUAUUUAUUACAUUUGUAAACUAUGAUGAGUUAGUAACUGGGAAAGAGGGAAGUUCUCAUUGGUUGAAUAGCCAAGGCUCAACAUUUUUGUAUCCAUAAAAUGUUGUUUUAUGUCUUUUGACUGGAUUUUAUAUAUAUAUAACACAUACAUAGUCGCGGUACAGAGUAGUUUGAUAAUGCUGGGCACUGUUGUUGAAGGACCAAAAGUUACAAGAAGUCAUUUUAGAAGAAGUUAUUUUUUUCCUCCUUCUUAGCAUCACCUUAGAUCUGAACAGUGCCGCCUACAAUAGUGUGAUACUGCUAUUAUUUUUGAUCUCCAUAAACCUAAGAGUGACCUUUGGUUCACACUGUGAGCAACAUGGUUGAUGUGUCAUAUUCUGAUCAAUUGUGAGCUGAACUCUGAAGUUGUAGCUACAAAUUACAACUGUUUUUGCUGCUUUGCUUCUGCCUUUAAUAGCACUACAUCCUAGAAGAAAACAUUGAAGCUGCCGAGCACUGAUUAGCGUGCAGGAAGAAAAAAAAACUGCUCACGUUUGAAAGUUGCUCCAAACUGAGAAGCUUUGCACAGCUAGAAGUCUUCCAUUUUGCAAAACAAUUUUUCAUGAAAGAAGAGGUGCAGAAUAAUUAAUGGUUGUCUGAUGGAAGACGGACAUGAAAAGAUUAGUUGUGCCCAUGUUUCUCUGACAACGUCAUCACAUUUGUAAGAUAUAUUAGUACUUCCAGUGACUUGUUGAUCAUGUUUCGUGCAGUGUGAAUUUACGGUCACGGCAUCAUUCUUAAAUGUGGAGCCAAUCAGUGCAGGGUAAUAUUGCACCCUGCCACCGUCCAGGUAUGACUUUAAAGUACAAUCUGUCAUAAAGACACAAUGAAGCCCGUUUAAAAAAAAAGGGUGUUAUGUGCCAUGAUAUCAGUGCAGUGUCCUCCAAGCCAUAUCUAUGAAGACCGAGAUGUCAGUUGAAACCGUGUUUUUGUGUUGUAUGUACUCUCAACUGAAGAUGUUUUCAAAGUACUUGUGUUUUUUUCCCCACUGGUAUCGCGAUCUCGACAACAUCUUAUAAGAAAUGAAGUUCUGGAUGUUGCAGAACACGACACUUUGCUUCGUGGCUACUCGAUAUAAACUUGUUGUGAUACGGUAUCACAGAGGUACCUCUAAUUAGUUUCGUAUGUUCCUGCACACUUGUGUAAACACUGGUUCAGCAUGGCUCUGUGUCUGGCUGUAAUAACUUGUUCUAAUCAAAGCAUGCAGGAAAACAUUGAGCAGCCAAAUUGAAGUCUUUGUCUUCUUCAGAGCCUGGAGGGAAUAUCUUUUUGUUAUAUUUAUUGUUGUCUUUUCUUACCUAUAGCAACAAGACAUUUUGUACCUGGAAAUGUUUCGGAUCCUCGUGUAUUGUUGGAGUUUUCUUUCCUGAAACGGUAGCUUUUGUCUUUUGUUUAUUUUUCCACGAGACACCAUGCCUAAAAGACCUGUUCCUACUUAAUUUACUGUGUAGUGAUGUUUACAUCGAGGGGAAACGUGCACUAAUGUAUUUUAACAUGAAUUUUGUAAGUGAAUGUUGAAGGUAAACUGAAAAUGGCAGAGGGAAACCCUUACAUUGAAUCCAAACCCAGGGCUUCUUUGAACAAAUGUUUUAUGUCUUUGUAUUGUACAAAUUUUGAUGUAUAUUUUGAUAACAAGGAUGUAUAAUUCCAUAUGAGUUAUAAGAACAUGAUAUGCACAAUGACAAUUACAAUUUGAGGCACCAGGAUUUUGGGAAGUCUUCAUUUGAGGGAAUGUGCUGUUUUUACAAACGACCUUGCUGGGAUUCAGAACAGUAUACUUCACAUUUUUCCACUACAGAGUUUUGAGGUUUAUCGUCUUAUUUGUCAGUGUUUUUUUUUUUUUUUUUUUUUUACUGACUUUCUCUUGAGUCUUGAAUCAGAAUUGUUGAUGUGUUACCUAAGUCCUUCUUCCUCCUUAAAGAAAAGUCCUUAAAUCUCACGAUGACGACCUUUACAGGAUGCUAUUGUCGCGUCAGCGCGGAGAGAUCACGUCACUGAACGACUCAGUUAUUUUUGCAGUCUGACAGAAUUGUUUACAAUGAACAAACAUGCUAUGUACUGUACAGACAUUAUUAUUAAUUUUUUUUUUAUCCUGUGGCUAUAUAUGAUGAAACUACCCUCUUUGAUACCAUGAAAGAAAAUAACAUUCAAAGACGUGACAUAUCUGUUUUUGUUUUGUUCUUUUGAAUCUGUUCAUAAAGAGUGAGUUAGUACCAAGCUGAGAAGCAUUUAGUGUUCUUACAUGCACUUAAGUUACUGGUUUAUCGCCAGCUUUUUGAAAAUGCCUGUGUCCAGAGGUUACAUACAGGAUCAACCCAGUUUUAUUGACUGGACUAAGGGAUGAAAGGAAACUUGGUUAACACAGAUAGAUUUCUGCUGGAAAAACUGAUUUCUUGGCCGUGUAAACACUUGUGCCCAUUUGCAUGAAAAAGGUGUCAUACAGGGAAAGUAAUGCUGCAGAGGGAUGAGUGAAACAGUAUUAUACUAGAGGGGCAUAUUAUACUAGAGGGGCAUUUAUUUAGCUGAUUUAACACUAUUUGUACACAUCACAUUCAUGCACACAGUAAGGGACAAACCUAAACUCUACACUGUACUGUAAAAAGGCUUCAUAGUUAAAGAAUACGUCACUACCACACAUAAAAUAUGCUAUUCUUUGUUCCAAAAUGAUAUGGCAGGUGGUUUGGGAGAAUCCUCUUUACAGUGCACGUAUACCUGAUUUAUCCCCCCCCCCAAAUAACCUGGUUUCUGAUAUGAAUGUAAGUGUAGUCGAUGUUUGAUCUCUACUGGUUGAAAGCCUCGAGUCUGUUUAGAAGCUCUAUAACCACAUUUAAACAGCGGUACGGUACCUUCAGCCACUGGAGGUCAGCAAAGACGGGAUUCUCAGCUGGUGUUAAACUCACUCUGAAAAGAACAAACUGGCAGUCAAACUGUUGUACAUGUGCAUGUGUUCUCCCCGUGGACUCUUCUGUUCAGUGCAUGCUGCAUGAGACAAGCACACAUCUGUAAUACUUGAUUGCAUGGUAUACCGGCGUUGUCGCCCCUGUACUGUGUUUUCUUGUGCAACAAAUAAAAUUUGUAUUUCUCUUUGCCUCA
This is a messenger RNA of Dicentrarchus labrax (European seabass), 8148 nucleotides long. RefSeq names its product microtubule associated serine/threonine kinase 3b (gene mast3b). The record is from RefSeq and is a predicted model, not a curated record. Lineage: Eukaryota; Metazoa; Chordata; Actinopteri; Moronidae. The coding region runs from base 441 to 4847 and encodes 1468 amino acids. Gene Ontology annotation, biological process: intracellular signal transduction; peptidyl-serine phosphorylation. The transcript is spliced from 27 exons. Gene Ontology annotation, molecular function: protein serine/threonine kinase activity; ATP binding; protein binding.